AUCAAACAACCAGGCAGCUAAUAUGACGAUUGGGCAUUGUUAACUUGAGUCCUGAGUUCAGACUCCUCUCCUUGAACGCCAACCCAGCCCGAGUAGACCCGGAACUCGGACAAUGACUCACCUUCCUCUUCUCUUCCUCUUCUUCGUCGGACUCUCCCUCCUCGACGCCGCUGCCAAUGAGGCCUACCCCUCCGACGGUCUCAAGCCAAUCCGCCGGGAGGUUUACGACGGAGGGAUGAUCUUCGACAUCAGCCACCGUUACACGCCGGAGAUGCCGGAGUUUGAGUCGUCGGAAGGAUUGGGACAAUUCCUGAGGUUGGCGGCGAGCAUGAAGAACGGAUCCAUCGCCAAUAACUCGCAGAUGAAGUUCUCUGUCCACACCGGUACCCACGUCGACGCACCGGGUCACUUCUUCGACCACUAUUACGAUGCUGGUUUCGACGCUGAUUCGCUUAAUCUCGAAACCCUAAACGGUCCUGCACUGUUGGUUGAUGUUCCGAGGGACAAGAACAUCACUGCCGAGGUAAUGGAAUCGCUUCAUAUUCCGAAGGGAACUCGCCGUGUGCUUUUCAGAACGUUGAACACUGACAGGCGGCUUAUGUUCAAGAAAGAAUUCGAUUCAAGCUUCGUAGGGUUCCUGAGCGAUGGAGCCCGAUGGUUGGUGGAGAACACAGACAUCAAACUUGUUGGUAACAUCGGAUUUUCUAUAUUGUCUUUUCUAUGUUCACAAACCAGUGGCUGCAGUUUGUCGUUCGAGUUUACCGGGGUUGAUUAUCUCUCCGUAGCUGCUUUCACCGAUUUGGCAGCGACCCACCAUGUUUUAUUACGAGGCCGUGAUAUCAUUCCCGUGGAAGCACUGAAGCUCGAUGGCAUAGAGGCGGGACUGUACUCCCUCCAUUGCUUACCGCUGAGAUUGGUGGGAGCCGAGGCGUCGCCGGUCAGAUGCAUUCUCAUCAAGUGAUCCUCCUCCUAUGAUGAUACAAUUGUAGAUAGUAAGCAAGCAAUAAGAGUCUGAAGAAUGAAAAGCCCAGAACAGAAGACGAACAUGUAAGACCAAUGCUAUGUAUGUAUCUGUAUAUGUACUGAGUAAAGAAGCAGAUUGACAUUGGGUCGUGAAUAGAAAAUUAUAUUACAACUUUCAAAUA
This is a messenger RNA of Tarenaya hassleriana, 1145 nucleotides long. Its product is annotated as kynurenine formamidase-like. Gene Ontology annotation, molecular function: arylformamidase activity. NCBI's taxonomy places the organism in Eukaryota, Viridiplantae, Streptophyta, Magnoliopsida, Brassicales, Cleomaceae. Bases 113 to 961 code for a protein of 282 amino acids. The transcript has 7 exons. The record is from RefSeq and is a predicted model, not a curated record.